AUGGAUGAAAAUGCAGCAGAAAAACUCAAGAUGGAAAGGAGGAAGAAGUGGGACAUGGCAUACAAGGCUCGGAUGAGGCAGAUUGUCCCUGGUCUCUUCCUUGGAAAUGUCCGGGCAUCGCACAGACGGGAAAUGCUUCAAGAAAACCAUAUCAACGCAAUCGUCUCUCUAACUACUGCUCGGUGGGUAUGGUGGAAUUCCACUACAAGAAACGCAGGCGUCCCAGAGCAUCGUCACAAAUGGAUUCAGUGCGCGGAUUCGUCGACGCAAGACCUCCUCGCUCAUAUGAAUGAUAUUUGUGAACCUUCGGAGGCGAUAUUGAUUCACUGCGACCUUGGAAUAUCACGAUCGCCGACGAUUAUCAUCGCCUAUCUCAUGCGCAAGCUCAAAAUUCAGCAAGCAGACGUCUUGCGCUUCGUUCAAUCAAAGCAAAGGAUUCAACCGAGCGCGAAUUUCACUCGUCAGCUUCAAGUUUGGGAGGAGGUUGGAUACAAAGUAUGGGAGGACGAAGAUAAGACUGUCCCGAAAGCAGCAUACAAAGCAUUUCUGGAAGACCGGGCUGCUCUUCUGAAAGAAAAAGGGCUCAUGGGAGAUGAACCACUUGCACCCCUGACCCUUUAA
Penicillium mononematosum is the source of this 621-nucleotide messenger RNA. RefSeq names its product dual specificity protein phosphatase family protein. Bases 1 to 621 code for a protein of 206 amino acids. Lineage: Eukaryota; Fungi; Ascomycota; Eurotiomycetes; Eurotiales; Aspergillaceae. The record is from RefSeq and is a predicted model, not a curated record. The transcript has 2 exons. Gene Ontology annotation, biological process: protein dephosphorylation; negative regulation of MAPK cascade. Gene Ontology annotation, molecular function: MAP kinase tyrosine/serine/threonine phosphatase activity; protein tyrosine/threonine phosphatase activity. Gene Ontology annotation, cellular component: cytoplasm.